GGCCCGGAGGCGGGGCGGGCUCCGGGCGGUGCCUCCCGCGGCGGGGCGGGGGCUGCUCUUUCCGUCGGUGGCCGCCGCCGCAGCAUGAGCGGUCCGGGGCUGCUGGGGCCCGGCGGCGGCGCGGGGCUGCCGCCGCUGCCCAAGAGCCUGAGCGGGCUGCUCAACUCCUCGUCCUCGGGCGGCGGCGGCGGCCAGGGCGGGCGCUGGCGGGACCUGGAGCGGCUCUACGCGCAAAAGUCCCGCAUCCAGGACGAGCUGAGCGGCGGCGGCCGGGGCUCGCCGCGCCCGCCCAAGCCUCCCAACCUGGACGCGGCGCUGGCCCUGCUCCGCAAGGAGAUGGUUGGCCUUCGGCAGCUGGAUAUGUCAUUGCUGUGUCAGCUGUACUCCCUGUAUGAAUCAAUUCAAGAAUACAAAGGUGCCUGCCAAGCUGACUCUAAUGCAGACUGCUCAUACGCCCUGGAAAAUGGAUUUUUUGAUGAAGAGGAGGAAUACUUCUAGAAGCAGAAAGAUUGACCUCCAGGCUGACUGAACUGAGGUUCUUUUGUCCUUCUUUCCCCGUAACACACCUCAGCAAGAACAACUGGAAUCUGGAUCCCUCUUCCUGAGGAGAAAUACCCAGCUAUCUUGAGUUGUGUUAAAUUCACUUAUUUUAACAGGCUGUCAGUACAAGUUACUCAUGCAAAUACCACUUGAGGAAAGUGCUGUACUCUUAACUUUUGAAGAGUCCUCAGACAUGCUUGACAAGAGUUUUCAAUUUAAUUUGCAAGGUGGGUGUUUUCAACUUACAAGCAUUGGUAGCUUAUAACUGGAAUUUUAGUUGUAGAAGACAACAGUGACUUCCUGAGUUGUAAUAACUUAGUAAGGGGGCAGGGAAGCCUCUGCUGUGGUGUAAAUAGCUAUAGGUGGUGGGGUUUUUUUUGGGGGGGGGGGGGGUCAGUGAUAUUGAUAAAUGCAUUUUGAACAGGUAUCUGGAUGCACGCACAUCCUCAGCACUACUAAGCUAGUUCUGCUCUUACCGGCUGCAUCCAGUUUUGUACUGGGUGGAUUGUUUACACAGUUUAAAUUUUUUUUUCUCCUUAGGCUAAUUUAUUCUUAGCUUACGAGCUGUACAUGUGAUAGUGAAUGUUAUCAGCAGGGUUUUUUUUCUGUUGAUCUAAUUCACUUUCUUGGUACUGCCACUUGGCGUUAACUUUUAUACUAUUCUCUGGAUAUCUUGCAUCUGCAUAGCUCUUUGACCUGCUAAACACUGUUCUGAAAUGGUUUGCUUAGCUUUUACUGUACUGCAUAGUAAAAGCACAGAUUCAAACAUAGUCUGUCUGCCACUAUGUGGCUUGGAAUAACAUGAACUCUUGUGCAAGUGUUCUCGAUCAUAUGAAGAUUAAGGAAACCUCUCAUAUGACACAAUGGGACAAAUUGCAAUAUUUUAUACUGGGUGAACUUUGUUUCUGUAAGGUAGACAACAGCUCUUUUUAAAAAUGCAAAAUAAGUAUUUUGAGCACAUUGCAUAUGUUAAAACUUUUUAUACUAACUUGUUCUUUGAAGUAUAACUUAUUUUUGUUUUCAGAACUUACUAAAGCACUUAGUUAAGUUGUUAUUAUUUCAUAGUGUGUACAUGUAAUGCUUAAUCAGCUGAGAGUUGCCAACUAUGUGAGUCUUCACCCUUCUCUAAGUAAAAUCAACUCCCAACGCGAUUUUCAUUUCUUAACUUUAAUUCUAAAGAUUGCUGUAGAGCACAGUGCCUGAAUCCUGACACAAGCUAAUAAUUAAGGGCUUCAAUCUCAAAGAGUUUUUGCAUGGUUCAUGUCUGGUAUGUGUACAUUUUACAGGAAGAAUUGGAGAUCACAUACUGGGGUACCUCCUCUCAGUUUUUAGCAGAGGCUAGGAUGUUGCAGCGAUAAAAGCCAAGAGACUCCUAGGGUGCUUUUCCUCUAAAACUGGCUUAUUGUAGUGGAAUUCAAAGGCCACAAGAGUGAAGACUGUGCUGUAAUUGUGUAUGUGUACAAGUUCUUAAUCUAGUCUGUGGUGAUGGUUGGAUUUUUUUUUAAUGUUAAUUCUGGUCUAAUUACUUCACUCACGCAAAACUAAACUGAAUGAUAGGGAAAACACAGAUAAUCCAGAUAGCUACAUCUGUACUUAAAAAAGUCGUGUGCCUAUGUGUGUGUACAUGUAUAUGUACACACACAUACACAACUUUUAUGCUUUGACUAAAGAAUGUAUCAGCUUUUAAUAUAAUUUGCUGUGCUUUUGGUAUUUACAUGAGGCUUUUUCUAGUUUGUUGAAGUACUGCUAUUUUCUUGCUCUUUCUCCAAAAAUAAAAAGCAUGAUGUUUAGCAUAA
This is a messenger RNA of Chiroxiphia lanceolata (lance-tailed manakin), 2336 nucleotides long. It is a transcript of the gene FAM89A, whose product is annotated as family with sequence similarity 89 member A. The coding region runs from base 85 to 498 and encodes 137 amino acids. Lineage: Eukaryota; Metazoa; Chordata; Aves; Passeriformes; Pipridae. The transcript has 2 exons. The record is from RefSeq and is a predicted model, not a curated record.